Leucoraja erinaceus (little skate) is the source of this 3519-nucleotide messenger RNA. RefSeq names its product sorting nexin-27-like. The transcript has 13 exons. Gene Ontology annotation, cellular component: early endosome. Gene Ontology annotation, biological process: intracellular protein transport; signal transduction. The record is from RefSeq and is a predicted model, not a curated record. The coding region runs from base 55 to 1692 and encodes 545 amino acids. NCBI's taxonomy places the organism in Eukaryota, Metazoa, Chordata, Chondrichthyes, Rajiformes, Rajidae. Gene Ontology annotation, molecular function: phosphatidylinositol-3-phosphate binding; protein binding.
CGCGUCACGUGAGGCGGCGAGCGUGUGCAGCGGCGAGUGGUGUCCGUGCCGAAGAUGGCGGACGAGGUGGGCAGCGGCGGGAAGCGGCCGGGAUCGGGCUCCGACUCCGACGCACCCACGCCCACCGAGCCGGCCCGCGGGCCGCGCCUCGUCAACAUCAUCAAGUCGGAGACGGGCUACGGCUUCAACGUGCGGGGCCAGGUGAGCGAAGGCGGGCAACUGCGGAGCAUCAACGGAGAACUGUACGCGCCGCUCCAGCACGUCAGCGCCGUCUUACUGGGCGGAGCGGCCGAGAGGGCCGGGGUCCGUAAAGGAGACCGCAUCCUGGAAGUCAAUGGUGUUAACGUCGAGGGAGCAACACACAAGCAGGUUGUCGACCUGAUUCGGGCAGGCGAUCGGGAGUUGAUUCUCACCGUGCUGUCAGUCCCACAGCAAGAAGCUGAUCGCCUGGACCCUGGCGACGAUUCGUCUGGGAGCAUCUACUACGACUACAGUGAGAAGCGGGCCGUGCCCAUCUCCAUCCCCAGCUACAAACACAUUGAACGCAACGGGGAGAAGUUUGUGGUGUUCAACAUCUACAUGGCUGGACGGCAACUGUGCUCCCGCCGCUUCCGCGAGUUCACCAUCCUUCACCAGAAUUUGAAACGGGAAUUUUCGGACUUCCAUUUCCCAAAGCUCCCAAGGAAAUGGCCGUUCUCACUCUCGGAGCAGCAGUUGGAUGCCAGGCGGAGAGGUCUGGAGGAGUACCUGGAGAAAGUGUGCUCGGUCACUGUUCUUGGGGAGAGCGAUGUGAUGCAGGAAUUCCUGGCGGACUCCAGUGAGAGUACGAAUGGGCUGUCGGAUGUGGACCUGAGGAUAGCACUGCCCGACAGGAACAUCAUCACCGUCACCGUGAAAAAAAACAGCACCGCAGACGAAGUGUACAGGGCAGUACAGGAGCACCUACGAAUGGACAGCAUCACGGCCAGCUUCUUCACACUGUUUGAAGUGGUGGACCACUUCUUCGAGAGGAAGCUGGUCCCCAACGAGUUUCCACACAAACUGUACGUACAGAACUACACGUCAGCCGCAGCCGGCACCUGCCUGGUCAUCAGGAAGUGGCUCUUCACCAUGGCUCAGGAGGAGCUCCUGAAUGACAACGAUCUCGCUGUGACAUACUUCUUCCAUCAGGCUGUGGAGGAUGUGAAGAAAGGCCGGAUCCGAGUAGGCGACAAGUCGUACCAGCUUCAGAAACUGUCCGAGCAGCACAAGAAAGUCAUGUACCUGAACAUGAUUCGUACGUGCGAAGGCUACAACCAGAUCGUCUUCCCACACUGUCGCUGCGACUCUCGGAGGAAGGGGCACGUCAUGGCAGCCAUCAGCAUUCAGCACUUUAAACUGCAUGCUUGCACAGAGGAUGGUCAGCUGGAGAACCAGGUGAUCAUGUUUGAGUGGGCCGAGAUGCACCAGUGGGACACGGACGAGGAGGGGAUGGCGUUCUGCUUCGAGUACAUCCGCGGCGAAAAGAAACCACGUUGGGUGAAAAUCUUCACUCCAUAUUUUAACUACAUGCAUGAAUGUUUCGAGCGGGUUUUGUGCGAGCUGAGGUGGAGGAAAGAGAUGGAAGAAGCUGGCCACAAUGAAGAUAACGGGAACAGCUCCAGUGGCAUGGUACGGACAUGGGGGAAGGAGGAGUGUGUAGAGAUACUGUGACCUUGCCGAACAUCUUCCACGCAGCAGCAAGAAGAGGAAACCGAGGCUUGCUGUCCUGAUGGGAGACCUCAUUCUCUGUAGCAUCUCAGCACCUUAGCAUGAAAACCGAAGCAAUUGGACCUUGGACAUUGGGAGAUAGGGAGGCAUGCAAUGGCCCAAACCUUUCCUCAAUGUAGCUGUGACAUCAGAACAAUCUUCAAGUAGUCCAUUCAUCAUUUCAUCCCAUCCUUCACUGUUCUAAAGUUGCCACUCAUAGACCCCUCUGUGAGUGAUCAAGGAGUGUAUUGGACUGCAGGACACGGGGAUGCCAUCUUCCUCACAAGGGACAACUGUAGCACUUGGCCAACAGAGUACGUGGUGCCAGUUGGUGAAGGGGUGAACACUAAACCAGCCAGAAUCCAGCUCCAACCUAAUGAAUAUGUCAACAGUGUAAGGUACUGGUUUAAAUGCCGAGGCAGAAUCCCUUGAGAGAGUUUCAAUCUGCAAAUGGCUGGGUGAUGCCUGCACGAUGCCUUGGUCAACUGUGUCCAAGCACCAGUUCACCUCGACCAUUUCUCAACUCAAGAAUAUCGGUCGCGAGUCGAUGUUCCUGUCCACGCCUGACUCUGGGGUAAUCUACAGCCUGCCACUGGAUGCUGUCCUGCAUGCAGUGUGUGUGCAGUAUUGCAUUUCGAUAAGUUGCAACGGGGGGGCGGGGGAGGGGGGGGAAGGGGCAUUUUUCCUUAAACUUUACCAGACAAUGUUUGAUUUCGUUUUGUUUUGUACAUCGAGCUGUGGAUCGCUGCCAAUGCAACAAACUCUCCCAUUGAAAAGUAUUUCAUCCAGAGUUGUGUGCCGUGGUACCCAGUGACUCUGUUGGUGGUGAUGGCUCCAGACUGCGGUGGAAUUGGCCAUGUUGGCUCUCUGUGUUGUUGUGACAGUGACAAGCAUUAGGGGAAGGGGGAGAAACAUUCAGUGUUUAGUAGGAGAACAGAUUUGUAAUUAACCCAUUUUGUGUCUGCAAUAUUUCCCUUCUCGUUGUCGGGGAAGCAAGACUGAAUCCAAAAGCAUCCACUACAAGUUGUUGAAGACUUGGCCGGGAAACCGGCCUGUACGUUAUAUAUGAAAGUAUUUCCAGUGCUUUUUGUUGCAUAUUGUUUCUGAAAUAAACAGUUACUUAACCUCGACAUGCUGCUUAACCACACAGUUAUUCAGACCCUGUGUUUAUAGGUUAGUCAGUCGCCAGUUGUCAGUGGAGAAUGUGCAGUUUGUGUUCCUCACCGGCGAUUAUGUUCAUCCCGCUGAGUAGUUCACCACCUUCCGGGAGUCCGGAGCAAGGAACCAGUUGGGUGAGUGCCUGAGGAAUAGUCGAUGCCAAUUCCCCUUUGCCGUGCCUGUGUCGUGGCUGUGUCAAGAUUCACCAGGUUCAGACGGGGCGAGAGACUGGCUCUGUGAUAUGUUCAGGCUUUCAGUUUUCAUGAUCUGUUUUACAUAGUGCAGUCUUUGUAUUAUUUGAAGGACUAGUGGAUCAGUUUAAAAUCAACCUCAUCAAACUUCCUGAUCUCGUGACAGGACUGAUGUCUGAAGUGUUGCACCCGGAUCCAGAAGUCCUACCUAGUAACUGAGAGACUGUGCAUUGUGUUCUUGUGUGGGCCAAUAUACGGGCCAAAGAUGUGAAGCCACACUACAGCUUGUCAGAGGCCGACUGUGGGAAGAAGCAAUUGUUUGUAAAAAAAAAAACUCUAGUCUUCUCAAAAUUACCAUGUAAUUUCUUGAAAGCAUCAGUGUUAAAGCUGCAAUGUAAUUAUUUAUAGAUCCAUAAUUAAAGGUGGCGACUGGUUUGUGUAA